Messenger RNA from Biomphalaria glabrata, 5468 nucleotides. Its product is annotated as G-protein-signaling modulator 2-like. The record is from RefSeq and is a predicted model, not a curated record. The transcript is spliced from 14 exons. NCBI's taxonomy places the organism in Eukaryota, Metazoa, Mollusca, Gastropoda, Planorbidae. Gene Ontology annotation, molecular function: protein binding; GTPase regulator activity. The coding region runs from base 76 to 2190 and encodes 704 amino acids.
GAGCUAACUUGGAGUGGUUGUUGAUUGACAGCCUCACUACCGAUGUAUUCAAAUUACGUUUGCUGAGUGUAUUCAAUGGAGGAGCGACCUCGUUUGUUAAGUCAUUGGCCCCAAGUGGUGUUGCCUGGAAUGCAUGGGGGCAGAAAGUAUGCCAUAGAGGAGACAUUUAAUGGAAUCAGCAAAAAACAGUAUAUGGAGUCCAGGGACAGGCCUAAUGGUUUGAAGCCUAAUUCUUGGGCCAAACAACAGGGGAGGAGUAAUCAAAAGGCUAUGCCAAGCUGCCCCAGUGGAGCGAUUGUUCCUCCUGAACAGCACAACACCAGAGCUGACAGUAGCCUUGCACUUAUAGAUGACAUCCAAUUGGAGAUGGCCUGCUCCUGCAUGGAGCUAGCACUUGAAGGGGAACGUCUUUGCAAAGCUGGAGACUGUCGGAUGGGUGUGCAGUUCUUUGAGGCUGCUGUGGAAGCUGGGACAGAUGAUCUCAAGACACUCAGUGCAAUCUACAGUCAAUUGGGAAAUGCCUACUUUUACCUACAGGACUAUGCCAAGGCUUUGGAAUACCACAAACAUGAUUUGAACUUAGCCAGAACCACCAAUGACAAGAUUGGGGAGGCUAAAGCUUCUGGAAACCUUGGCAACACACUCAAGGUUAUUGGCAGAUUUGAUGAGGCUAUAGUCUGCUGUAUUCGCCAUUUAGAAAUUUCCAGAGAAAUAGAGGACAAGGUAGGUGAGGCCCGAGCCUUGUACAAUCUAGGCAAUGUCUACCAUGCCAAAGGGAAACAUUUAGGUCGACAUGGUAAUCAAGACCCUGGGGAGUUUGCCCCAGAAGUAAAAGAAUGUUUACAGAAGGCUGUGCAAUAUUAUGUUGAGAACCUUGAGUUAGUCAAAAGUUUAAGUGACAGAUCAGCUGAAGGCAGGGCUUGUGGUAACCUUGGCAACACUCACUAUCUUCUUGGUAACUUCUCUGAUGCCAUCAUGUUCCAUGAAAAAAGACUCUCUAUAGCCAAGGAAUAUGGAGACAAGGCAGCAGAGAGAAGAGCGUACACAAAUCUUGGUAAUGCUCAUAUCUUUCUGGGGGAUUUUGAGUUGGCAGCUGAUUACUACAAGAGAAGUCUUCAGAUAGCUAAACAGCUCGGUGAUAGAGCUUUAGAAGCUCAGGCAUGCUACAGCCUAGGCAAUACUUACACACUCAUGAGGGACUUUGAAACUGCUGUCCGCUACCAUCAGCGCCACUUGCUGAUUGCCCAAGAACUCUUUGACAGAGUUGGUGAAGGCAGGGCUUGCUGGAGCCUUGGAAAUGCCAAUUGUGCUCUAGGCAAUCAUAAGCUGGCUAUGCAGUUUGCUAACAGACAUCUGGAAAUUUCAAAGGAGAUUGGAGAUCAGACAGGACAAAUGACAGCACAAAUGAAUUUAGCAGAUCUAAAGGAAAUCAUGGGAGUGUCAGAGCAAACAAGUGGUAUAGAAAAAUCAGAAACAGCCUUUGGCAACAGGGCGACAGACAAAUCCAGACGCUUUAGCAUGGAAAAUAUGGAGUUGAUGAAACUAACACCAGAUAAGAAGCAGCAAACAAAACAAGUUACUGGAGGUGCCAGACCCAAACAGAAAGUUCAGAAAUCUGCAAGUGUUGCUGUGGACAUGGGUGUGGACCAGAAGAACUCACAGAAUGGAUCAGGUGAUGACUUUGAUGAUGAUGGUUUGUUUGACUUACUAACACAGUUCCAGAGUCGCAGGAUAGAUGACCAAAGGUGUUCUCUAAGACUCCAUGAGCAACCAUCACCAGAGGCUGAUGAAAGUAAAGAUGUUAGACUAGUAUCCUCCCCUGGCAGUGAAAAGUUGAUGGAUAUGGUGGCAGGUUUCCAGGCAUCACGUAUGAAUGACCAGCGAGCCAGUUUACCCACAUUCCCUGGACUGACCUCACAAGAUGUGAUAGGCCAGCUGUUGAACAAUUCAGGGGAAGAUAAUAAAAAGGUACCAGAUGACAGUUUCUUUGAGAUGCUCAUGCGUUGCCAGGCCACAAGGCUAGAAGAUCAGAGAAGCUCUUUACCGCAAGAGCUGUCUGCUCCAACUGUGCCUGAUGAAGAUUUUCUCAGUUUAAUUAUGAGAGUCCAGUCCAGCAGAAUAGACACACAGAGGUCAGAUUUACCUCAAAGAAACCCAUCCACUCCAGGAAAGAAGAAAAAAGGCACAUAGGCUAACUAUUCUAAGUGUUUGUGGUCCAGUUAUUGGGACCAGUGACAUGCAUUUAUUGAUCUGAGGAUGUUUUAUUUGAAGGAGACGUUAGAGCUUUCAAUCAAAUGUGUACAAUCUUUGUUUUUAGCAACUAACACUUUUGUACAUUAGUGUCUUUUAAGCAUCCAUUUAUAGACUGUUUUUAAUUGCUUUCUUUUAUCUCAUGUAUAGAUAACCUGUUUUGACUUUGAUGAUUUUAUAAAUUGUUACAUUUUUUUAUUGUUUUAAAUUUCGUUUUUUAAAAAUUAAGAAAAAAUUUGCCAAGCUUUUGUUUCAACAUCUUGGUAGAUUUAAAGUGUGAGGAAAAUUUUAUUUCCCAGAUUUCUCUUUAAUAAGCAUUUUUUUUUUUUUGGCUUCUUAAUUUUUUUCUUUCUGUGUAAUAUUUAUCACAGGAAGUUCUGAUUGUCUCCACAAUACAACUUGUGUCCACCUCUAUUGAAAUGUUCUAUUUAUUUCUGCAACAUAAGCAUCAUUGAAGAGACAGUGUAUUAACAUAGCAGUAUUGAUUAAUAAUACUUUGUAUUCUGAAGAGGUCAUCAUUGUGUUUUACUCAUGGCAUUAACCUCUAUUAACAUCUGGUUUAAAAUAGUAGUCAUAAUGUUUGUAUUUUUCCUAAUUUAUUUGUUGCUGUUAUUUUUAAGGAUAAAAUUCAUUAUUUUUAUCCAGAUAAUGAUAGUUGUUAAGUAAAUAUACAAAUAUCUGAAUCUCUUAUUAGUUUGAGCUGAUAAAACUUAAUAUUUCUUUGAAUGAAAAUGGUUUUGAUAAGUUUUUCUGAUUCCUAUGUUUAUAUUUUAACCAGCAUAUUAUUAUUAUUUAUUUUCUGUUUACGUAUAAACUAAUCAGACUUACUUUUGCAAGCCUUAUGUCCAAAUUUUACUCUAUUCUUUUCUGUGGUGCUAAUUUUUGUCUGAAGGUGACUUCAUUUUGUUUGAUUAUUUCAUCAUUUUCUUGUUUACAAAAUACUUUCUUAUUGUUUGAACAUGUGGACAUUGUUGGAACUCAUUUCUGACUAGUAACUUAUUGCCAAAAACUAAACAAUGUUCACUUGUUAACUGAUAAAAAGAAGAAAUCAGUGGGGAUGUAGAAAAGUUACAUUAACUUGGCAUAAUGGCAUUGUGCGCUGGAGCUUGAAGCUGUAGGUCACACAUAGACACAAAUGUCAACCAUUUUGUUUUCUAUCAUGUUGAGUCACUCAACCAUGGGUUAUAAUUACACAUUACAAUACAAAUCUUGACCCUUAUAUAGCGCUUUGUUUUUUUUUCUUGCUACUAGCACUAUCGGAAUGUUUGAGGCAUAUCUGUGAAAUGUAGCUAAUUGAGCCCUAAAAAACAAAUAAUGAAAAAUACUUAGGCCUUGAAUCAUUGUGGUCUGAUGUAUUAGCAUUAAUUUUAAACUAAUCUUACAUACCAUGAAAAAGUGAAGAAAUCCUUUAAGUUCAUGGUAUUUUUUUUUCUGAUGUUUUGUCUAAAAAUAUUGUUUCCAUUAGUAUUUGAUUAGACAAUAUCCUAAAGGCUACAUUGUUCUUGGCCAGAUUUUCUAGUCAAAAGUCAAAGUCAAAAAUAAGAGUGUAAGACAUCUUGUUUUUAUUCCAGACAGGAAUUUAGAUUUUCAAAAUGCCUUUAUUGUUUUUUAAUCCGCCUUGUGUGUUUGGGAGUGUUGAAUUUCUAAAACAAAAGAUUUAUUCAAAUGAAUGCAUUUAUUCAGUAACAUGUUAAGCCAUUAGAUUGUUUUCUGUUAUGAUUUUAUGCAUUUGUUAGUCAUUCUUAGAAUUGUUUUAUCUUUUCAAUUCCUCAUAAAUAUAAAUAAUCACUAGCUAUAGCAGUGGUCACAUGCAGGAAUAAUAUUUUUUAAAAAAACACCCGUAUAUUAUGAAUGAAAAGGUUCAAUGUUUGAGCACGGAGGCGAUGAAAUUACUUAGUACAAUGAAUGUCUUAAUGUUUGGCAUUGAAUCAUUGAGAAAGAUAGUGUGGGAAAAUUAAGUGAUGACCAUGUGAUGUAUUUGUUGCAAUCAGGCACAUGUAUAGACUUAAACAUUUUUUUUAUUAGACCAUGAAAACCUGGGUGCAUGUCGAACAUAAAGAAAUACUUUUCACCUUUCCUUCUCAAACCCCUACACAAAUUAUUAAAUCAUGUCUUUGAGUCGCAAACCUCCUGAAGCCUUGUGAGGUCAAAGUCAGGGCAUAUUCAGAAAGUUUCUUAAAUUCCUAUAGUGUACCACCAACUCUGUGGAAGGAAUUAUUGAAAAAUAGACCCACUUGAGGAGUAGAAUAGUAAAAGCACUGUACUUAUCUCUGACCUGGAUAGCUUGUGAUUCCUGUUACUCCCUCAUCCAUGUCACUUUUCAUAUUCCUGGAGGACAAACUUACACACAAACCACACUUUGUUCUUAUGACUCUAUUGUUCUCCACUGCUUUUUUUUUUUUUUUUUUAGAUGUUUGCAUCUGCAGUUUGUUUUAUCUGUAUGUUCUGUAAAUAACGAGUUGAGAUGUUUUGUGACACGGGACAUUGGUCUUUCUGUCCAGGUUAUUAACUAUUAUCUCUUAGAUCAUUUUGUUUUGUCUAAAACCAAAAGGUCUGUGCUUCAUUUUUACUUUGUUGUGUACAUACUGCUAGGUUUAUAGUUCCAUUCUAGACUUAGUUUAAACUUUAUAUACUUAGAAUUGUCAUGCUGUUAAUAAAGCCUAAUGCCAAAUAAUCUUGAUCAGUUUGUUCCAAGUGAAAGUUGAGAAGUUUUAUCUAUUUAACUACUUAUUAUGAAGAGGAAGAUCAACCUGAUAUAGAAGGUGUAUAAUUCUUCUUUCCAACUGGUCAAAGUUGAUAGCACCAACCAAAAGUCAAACUUUGUUGCUUGGUUUAAAGAUGUAUGAUGUUGAUGUAGCAGUUUUUAUCUAUUGGUUUACAAGGUGAUGUGUCAACAGUGCAUGGCCUUAGUUUUUAUGUCAUGGUGUUUCUUAACAGAUUUGCUACAUUUAUAAUAACUACUAAUUAAAACUAGGUAGACUCCUGAACUAAUGUACAUUAUUGCAGGCAAAACUAAUCUUGGAUGUAUGAUCAAGUGGGCUGACCACUCAAUAAACAUCAACUUUGUCUCCUGAUUUUUUAUUUUUCAUCAUCUCUAAUGUUCAACUUAUUUGAACACAUUUGCUACAGAAUCAAGUUUUUGGAAGUGUGUUCCACAAUCUGUAUGUUCCACAAUGGGGGCAAAUCUAAAAAUAAAAGAAACUUGAAUCAGUCUGAUA